Molecule: messenger RNA, 1511 nt
Organism: Telopea speciosissima
Lineage: Eukaryota; Viridiplantae; Streptophyta; Magnoliopsida; Proteales; Proteaceae
Exons: 3
Coding region: 321-1376 (351 amino acids)
Source: RefSeq, a predicted model, not a curated record
UUCGUUUUCGCUUUUUAUUAAUUUAUUUUUCAUUUUAAACCAAAUCCAGUAACCACGCAACCUUUACGCAAAGCGAAAGGAGAGAUCGAAGGCACUCUCUCCCGCCCAUAACUCUCCUCCUUCGCCUCACCUCCGAAAUUUCCGAACCUUAACCCUUCCUCUUCUCUCUCUCUCUCUCUAAAUCUAUCGAAUCAAAGCCAAUCGGACUCAUUCUGUGAUGAACAACCGCCAGCUUGCUUAGGAAGCGCUGAAGCACAUCCAAGAUUUCCUGGAAGAACUUUUCUCUACUUUGAGUAAAAUUACAGUUUUUUUACUUGGAAAUGGCGAGAGGUGGCAGGGGCAGACGCAGACUUGGAGCCCGUAAGUACAGGUCUACUCCAUACCCAUUACCAUCUUGCCGCCGGGAGGUUACAGAGAAGGAAUCACACCAGAAGAAAUGUUCCAAUGCUUUGGAGAAAAAAGACUGGGAAGAUGCAAACUGUUCAGUGUGCAUGGAAUACCCUCAUAAUGCUGUUCUCCUCCUCUGCUCCUCCCAUGACAAAGGAUGCCGUCCCUACAUGUGUGGCACCAGCUAUCGUUAUUCCAACUGCCUUGACCAGUUCAAGAAAGCAUACACCAAAGUAAUGUCACCUCGCUCUGUUCAACCAUGGCAUGAGUUGGGAGACAACACUAAUGGUGGUUCAGGUUCUGGUUGGCCUAAUGAAAAAUGUGAAGUAAUGGACCUAGCAUGCCCACUUUGCCGAGGGCAGGUGAAAGGGUGGACUGUGGUGGAACCUGCACGUGAAUAUCUAAAUGAGAAGAAGAGGAGCUGCAUGCAGGAUGACUGCUCAUUUGUUGGAACUUACAAGGAGCUCAGGAAGCAUGUGAAGGCAGAUCACCCAUCUGCACGACCCCGUGAGGUGGACCCAGCGCUUGAACAAAAAUGGAGACGGCUUGAGCAUGAGAGAGAGCAUGAUGACGUGAUGAGCACAAUAAGGUCAUCCAUGCCAGGGGCAAUGGUCCUGGGAGACUAUGUUAUAGAGGGACGUCAUCGUGGCUUUGGUACAGAUAAUGAGGGGGAUGCUGACGAUGAUGAUGGAUAUGAUGUGGAUUUAGGAGAGAAUUUUCUUAACUUGUUUCUUCUGUUCCAUCACAACAUGGGGGGAGGAGUCAACCUUAACACACGCCUGAGGAGGUUGGAGAGGCACCGCGCAUUGGAUGAAAAUGGUCGUGGUGGAAUCUCUCGUGUUGCAGCAACUGGUGGUGCAGCUAGUGCAAGAAAUGACGAUGAUAAUCAUGGUUCCCCUGUUGGCCGCCACAGAGGCAGAGUGGUGGAGCUGGGGAGGUCACAUAGGAGGCUAAAUCGUAGAAAUCGCCAGAGAAUGGGGACAAUGUGACCUGAAAGAAUAAGUGGGGGAUGAGAAUUGUGUAGGGUUAGUUAGGUAGAAAUCAGCAUUUGACUGUCUCGUCUCCCUCUUCAUCAGUACAUCGUCGUCUGAUUUAUUUGUGGAAUGUCAUGUUAAAAUAUUGCU